AUCGUAUCUUCCGACCUAGCGCUGCUGUGGGCCAACAAUGUCUUCCAGCAUUUCAACAUAUUUUUUCCCUUGCUGUCAAGACAGCACUUUCUCUUCCAGCUCGUUCACAGGAAACACACAAUGAAUCCGCUAUUACGCUACGCUGUGUAUGCUCUCGGCUGUCGCUAUAUCAACCCGGAAGACCGGACCGCCCGGCUUUGGUUUAACAAAGCACAGGUUCUGGCCGAGCACGAGACCCAUGUGUCCCUGUCUAUUGUGCAGGCACUGGCCAUCAUGUGUUGGUACACUUACCUCGCAGGCGACUUACAACAAUGCAGCCGACUGCGUCAUCAGCUCUAUCGCGCCGUUCAUGAUUGCGAUCUCGGCCAUGAAGCAACAAACUGUUCUGUGGUAGAACAGGAAAUGCGUCGCCGUGGAUUAUGGGCUUCCUAC
This is a messenger RNA of Zychaea mexicana, 432 nucleotides long. RefSeq lists its product as uncharacterized. The annotation marks the transcript as partial. NCBI's taxonomy places the organism in Eukaryota, Fungi, Mucoromycota, Mucoromycetes, Mucorales, Lichtheimiaceae. The record is from RefSeq and is a predicted model, not a curated record. The transcript has 2 exons. Gene Ontology annotation, cellular component: nucleus. Gene Ontology annotation, biological process: DNA-templated transcription. Gene Ontology annotation, molecular function: zinc ion binding; DNA binding.